Molecule: messenger RNA, 954 nt
Organism: Venustampulla echinocandica
Lineage: Eukaryota; Fungi; Ascomycota; Leotiomycetes; Helotiales; Pleuroascaceae
Exons: 1
Coding region: 1-954 (317 amino acids)
Source: RefSeq, a predicted model, not a curated record
AUGUCAACCAACGCUGAACUCGCAACUACACAAUUGCCAGAUGGGUCCAAAGCGGAUAUGGUUUUUCUCGAGUCUUCCUUUUUUAGGACCCAUGGGCAGAAGCAACUGCCAACGCCGCAGGAAGUCAGAGCCAAGUCACCAGCCCCUAUACACCAUCCUCAACCCCCUCCUGUAAAAUUUGAGGAGCUCGGUCUCAUCGUCAAAUAUGGACCUUCCGUCUCCGUGGCGGAAGCUCAAUGUCUCUGGGUUAUUAAGCACUUGCUUUCUAUCAAAGUUCCUGUGCCAGAAGUUUAUGCGUGGCGAGUUGACGCAGGCCAUGGUUUUAUCUACAUGGAACUUAUCUAUGGGGAGCCAUUACGGGACCGGUGGGAUUCUCUAGUUACCGCAGAGAGAACAGCUAUAUGUAUCCAUCUACGUGAAAUAGUAAAUUCAUUGCGUGAAGUACGACAAGACCCUUCUGAACACUUCGUCGGUAAGCCAAUACUGAAUUUCAGAACUCGACUUGCCCCGAUUAACUGGCCGGUAGGAUCAAUUAAUCAAGGGCCUCUACUAGAUAUAAUAUUCGAGUAUCAACCGCCGGCCGGACCAUUCGCAACGAUCAAGCACUUCAAUGACUGGUUUUCUCAACUUCCUCAAAACCGGCUACUAGACACCCAGAAGUAUGAGUGCCCUUAUAGACCUUUCCUGCCGGAUAAUGGAGCAAUUACCUUUACACAUGGCGAUCUUCAUCGAGGAAAUAUCAUGGUUUCCUCAACAAAUCCACCUCAGAUUGUAGCAAUUGUUGAUUGGGGUCAGGCAGGGUGGUAUCCAGACUAUUGGGAGUAUUGCAAGGCUCUUUAUACAUCCCACUAUGCUGGCACCUGGCGGCAACAGUGGAUCCCGAUGUUCUUGGAUUGUCGGACAGAGGAGCACGAGGUUUUCGCAGAAUAUUUCGUUUCGAUCGGGGCAAUAUAG